Molecule: messenger RNA, 1475 nt
Organism: Lactuca sativa (garden lettuce)
Lineage: Eukaryota; Viridiplantae; Streptophyta; Magnoliopsida; Asterales; Asteraceae
Product: transcription factor VIP1
Biological process (GO): regulation of DNA-templated transcription
Cellular component (GO): nucleus
Molecular function (GO): DNA-binding transcription factor activity
Source: RefSeq, a predicted model, not a curated record
CAAAUCAUUUUCUAACCCUAAAUAUACACUUUACAAUUACAUCCCUUUCAAGUUCAACAUCAAUAUCCAUUACACGCGUCUCCUUCGAAUUCGAACCGACUGCUGGUGCAAUAAGACCUGCUCCCACCGGCCGCUGCUAUACUUCAACCUUAUGAUGGACCCAAAGUUCUCCGGGAACCCAGUCCCCACUUCACCAUAUUAUGGUUGUGGUCGGACGGAUAUUGAUCAGAUGCCGGAGACACCCAACCGUGGGAACCACCACCGCCGGGCCAUGUCGGAGACAUUCUUCCGGUUCCCAGACGAAGACAUCCUACUCGACGACGUCGUUGCUGACUUCAACUUCGCAAAUAUAGACCUCCCCUCGUUGUCCUGCGACGCUCCUGUCCCCACCACCACCGAAGAUUCUUCAUCGAAGUCGGAGAGAGAGUCCAACGACGUCAACGCUAGUAAAUUGACGGCGAGGAAGCCGUUGGGGUACAGUUCCCAUCUCAGAAGUCUCUCUGUGGGAUCUGAUUUCUUUGAUGGGCUUGGAUUGAGCUCUCCGGCUGAGCCGGAAAAACUCGGCGUCGGUGUUGGUGCGUAUCGUCAUAGGCACAGUAAUUCGAUGGACGGGUCUGCUGCGACUUCGUUUGAAGGGGAUUCCGUGUUGAUGAUGCUGGAUAAUUCGAAGAAAGCACUCGCACCUGAUAAAUUAGCUGAACUUUCUUUAAUCGACCCCAAGAGAGCUAAAAGGAUUCUUGCGAAUAGACAAUCUGCUGCUCGAUCAAAAGAGAGGAAAACAAGAUAUACUAGCGAAUUGGAAAGGAAAGUGCAGACCCUCCAAACCGAAGCAACAACCCUUUCUGCAGAAGUCGCAAAGCUGCAGCGGGAUACAAGUGGCUUAACAUCCGAAAACAAGGAGCUCAAACUCCGCUUAGAAGCAAUGGAACAACAUGCCCACCUUCGAGACGCUUUGAACGAAGCAUUGAGAGAGGAAGUCCAUCGUCUUAAACGUGAGGCAGGCCAACUGCCACUCAAUAACGGGAUGAACUAUAACACAUCAUUGCCGCCUCAAUACAUGUCACACCGCCAACCACUUCAUCACUUUGGUCAGCAGCCACAGCCACAGCCACAAAAGACGCAAAUGCCCAGUUCAAAUACCAAUGGCAGGCUCAAACCUAGCUUCAUGGACCUCAAUUAAAUGGUAAAAAACACAAAGCAUGGUAACUUCUAUCAUCUUGUAGAUAAAUAUUGAAUAUGGGAUUAUGUACAAGUAUUUAUUAUAAGUAAAGUUUGGGAGGUUAGUCUUUGUACAUAGCUUCUCUAUUUAUUUCUUCUGCAAAUUGUUUGUGUAUGUGAGUUUUAUCCAUCUUAUGGCGAUGCUAUUGUUAUAGGAUGGAUAUUAAUUUAUAGAGAUUUUAUAGCUUCGGAAUGUAAAUGUUAUGAUGUAAUGCUCAUGUUAGUAUACUCGUAUGAAUCGUAUUAUGUUCAAUAAA